Gastrolobium bilobum is the source of this 774-nucleotide messenger RNA. Its product is annotated as protein RGF1 INDUCIBLE TRANSCRIPTION FACTOR 1. Bases 1 to 774 code for a protein of 257 amino acids. NCBI's taxonomy places the organism in Eukaryota, Viridiplantae, Streptophyta, Magnoliopsida, Fabales, Fabaceae. The transcript has 6 exons. The record is from RefSeq and is a predicted model, not a curated record. Gene Ontology annotation, molecular function: zinc ion binding.
AUGGCUCAAGAAGCGCCAAAAUCGGCGCAAAUAGCAUUGUGUAAUAACAAAUCGGCUAAGCUUUCCAGAAACUACUUUCUUCUAAUUCAAUUCAUUCAUUAUCCUUUUUCUGCCAAUUCGUGUUCACAGUUAAUAUCUUCUCCACAUGUUCCACGUUGGCUUCAAGUCCUCCUCACUGAGAAGUUCUACAACGCUUGCGUGAUUCAUGAAGGGGCAAAGAAGAAUGAAAAGAACGUUUAUUGCUUGGAUUGUAGCAUCAGUCUUUGCCCUCAUUGUUUGUCCCCUCACCGUUCUCAUAGACUCUUGCAGAUUAGAAGAUAUGUGUAUCACGAUGUUAUAAGGCUGGAUGAUGCUCAAAAGUUAGUUGACUGCACUUCGGUUCAAUCCUACACAACCAACAGUGCAAAAGUGGUGUUUUUAAACCAAAGGCCACAGACAAGGAACUUCAGAGGCUCCAGCAAUUUCUGCAACACCUGCGACAGAAGUCUGCAAUACCCAUACCAAUUUUGCUCUCUUUCUUGCAAGAUCAAUUACCUCGUUGCAACAACAGGUAGUGUCUCUGGAUACCUAUUCGAGUGCAACUAUCUGUCCUUACCCGAAACCGGGUUCGAUGACUUUCUGAUGAACCCCGGUUCGGUUCUCGACUCUGAUAUUGUGAGGAAGAAAAGGAGUGGCGGUUCGGCUUACCGACCGGCGUGUCGACCGGUUUGUGAAAUUUCUGCGGGUUUGAUGAACCGAAGAAAAGGGACCCCACAGAGGGCCCCACUGUACUGA